Molecule: messenger RNA, 2653 nt
Organism: Paramecium pentaurelia
Lineage: Eukaryota; Ciliophora; Oligohymenophorea; Peniculida; Parameciidae
Source: the annotation of a GenBank genome assembly
AUGGAUAUUAAUUAGAAGAGAAAAAUAAAAGUCAAAACAAUAUCUCAAUAAGUAUUUGAGCUUGAAGUUCCUCAAGAUGUAUUCAAAACUAAUAUAAACAUAGAUAACAAUUGCAGAUUUAAAAAAAGAAAUUUUUUCUAAAUCUUAAGUUCCUAUAGAUAGAUAAAGAUUGAUCUUUUUGGGAAAGGCACUGCUGGAUAAUCAAAAAUUAGAUGAAAUAAGUAUAUAAUAAAUAGACAAUUAGUUAAGGAAGAUGAUCAAACAAUUCAUUUGAUGGCAAUUACUCAUCCACAGUAAUCCCAAUAACCAUAAUAAAAUUAAAAUCAAUAGUAAUAAUAAAGGUUUUAGUUUAUGCCAGGGAUUCAAACAACUACAUAAAUUCAUAUAGGAGGAGGAAGUAAUUAAUUUUCUAAAUCUGCAUUAGAUGGAUAACAAUAUAUGCCACCAGAAGUAGCUAAUAUUCUAUCUAUGUUCAUGCCUCCAGUAGUAAGACAACCAUAAUAACAAUAACCUUAAUAAUAAUAAGCCUAAACCACUCAAUAGAACUAACAAUAAUAGCAAUAACAAUAGUAAUAAUAAUAAUAAUAAUAAUAAUAAUAAUAAUAAUAAUAAUAAUAAUAAUAAUAAUAAUAAUAAAAUCUAACUAAUUAAUCUGCCCCUACUCGACAAUAACAAUAAAUACCAUAAUAAUAAAACCAACCAUAGUUAUAAUAAGUUACUUUAUUGCCAAAUGAUUAAUCUGCGGUUGAAGUACUUCUUCCUUUAGAAAACAUUCAAUAAUUGAGUAGAUCAUUAGGAAACUUUUAUUAAUCUUCAUUACUUGGGUUAUCAUUUUAAUUACCAUAAAUGACUGAGAAUAGAAACAAUGUUACAGUUUUAGGUCAUUAUAUUCAUUAAUUGUGUUAUGUUCUUUAAAGAUCUUUACCAGUUUUGUAAAGAGUAUCAGAUCUUCUAAUGAGGGAACCCUUUUUAACUUCUGAAAUUUAAAGAAGAGAGACUAUGUAAUUAAGUAGGGAUUCAGCAACUGUAGUUUAAUCAAUAAAUAGGAUGACAAGCGAUUUGUAUUCUGCAUUACUUCGAUUUUUAGUUCUUGGAUCUACUCCAGGUUAAUUUCAAUUACAGGUACCAAACUAAUUAAUAUAACAUCAUCGUCAUCAUCAUCACCAUCAUGGAGUUAUAAAUAUAUAACAUUAACACAUUACAAGAAAUCCAUAAUAAUAAUCAUAAUAAUAGUAAAAUCAGUAAGUAUAACAACAAAAUUAAUCAUAAUAAUAAUAAUAAUCGCAAUAAUAAUAAUAAUAAUAAUAAUAAUAAUCAACAUAAUAAUAAUAAUCAUAAUCAUAAUAAUCAACAUAAUAAUAAUAAACUUAAUAAAAUUUAUUGAGCUCUUUAGGCUAGCUAUUAAAUUAAAUUUCGUAAAAUCCAAAUUUAUAAUAAAAUAAUUAAUAAUAGAUCUAAGUUGAAUAAUAAGGGGAUCAAAUUUUUAUAGAUGCACAAGUCGUAGAGAUUGAUGCAGGAAGGGAGUCAGAAUCAAAUUAAGAAGGAGAUUAAUAAUAAAAUAAUAAUUCUUUAAAUGCAAUUAAUAAUUUAGUCAAGUAAAAUUCUUUAUAUAAUUUAGCAAUAUAAUUAAUACUUAGUAAUUCUAAAAUCAAUAUUAGCCCCAACAAUAAUUUUAGUCUCCACAUUAAUCAUAGCCUUAAGCGCAUGAUUAAUAAGAACAUUAGCCAUAGAAUACCCAAAACUUGCCUUAACAAGCACAAUCAAUUAUGUCAGGAUUGCUUGGAAAUCUAGGGUUAGGAGGUCAAUAAGGAGGAGCCAAUUUAUUGACAAUGACUUUACACGAACUUAUGAUGUAAAAUUAUGCAAAUCAAAUGGAAGAUGGUGAAAUUGAAAUUCUAUAAAUAUUUUCGUAAGUUAAAGUAGGAGAUUUAAUGGCAGCCUAAUUCUCAAACAAUUAUACAUUUUUGGAUGGAUAACAAGCAAGUAUUAAAGAAAAUUUACAUAAUUUAAUAAAAAAAUUCGAAGGAAGAAUUGAAUUAAUUGAAAAAAUUGCAAAUUCAUUUUUAUCAACAGUAGUUCCUAAAGGAAGCCAUUAGCAUUUAGUAAUUGAAGGAUUUGAACCAAGAAUUACAGCUUCCGAAGCUCUUGUCAAACAUAUCAAACAAUUUUUUUUAAUAAUUGAAAAGGAUUAUACAAAUAGCGUUGAAAAAUUUAGUGAUGCGAUGGUCAGUCAAUUCUUUAAGAUGAUUGGAGAAACUGCUUAUGAAGUUUCAGAAGGAUUAGUUCAUGGUCUAGAUGAUUACAAAUUAGUUAUUUAGUACUUAAAAUUUUCAUUAUUAGAGCAAACCUUCAGGAUUUAUUAAGAAAAUCUGUUGGGCAAGAAAUGGCUUUAAUGUUUAGUGGUAUGCUGUUUAUGAUGCUUUGGGGAUUGAUAGAAAGGUCCUAUAAUUAACAUAAGAAAUCUCUUGAAUAAUAAUAAACUAAAAUAUAAUAAGAAGAAGAUUUAACAGAGGAAUAAGUAAGAAUAAUUUAUUUAUAUACUAAGUUAUUGAAAGAAAUAAAUGAGGCUAGUUAAGCAUGCAAAUAAAGCAAUGAAAUUAAUUUUUCUAAUGAUUAUAAAAAAGGAGAUCCAGGCUAUAAAGACUUUGAUUGA